UUUUUUUUUUCUGGAUUGCGCCCACGCAACUGGCUUUGCGCCACGCAUCCCUAUUGCUUUCCUUAAUUACCUCCUCAAAAUGGCCCCAUUCCGUAACUUCCUGUCUCGAAAGUCCGCCGCACCACCCAAUGGCGGGGAGAUUAUCACCACCCUAGACAAUUCCAGCACUACCAGCCGGCUAUCAAUUGAUGGCCAGCGCUCUACACCUCUGAGCUUCAGGAAGAGCUUUGAGAAAGAGCCACCAGAAUAUAAACUGAGUGUCGUCGAUGCCAAUGGCGCUUAUCUUCCGCCAUCACCGCCCGAGAAACAGAGCUUCUGGCCCAAAUAUCCCGGUUCACCCAAAUCCUCACAUCAUCGCGAUCUUGUCGAUGAAAACGAACCAUUCUCGAUAUCGCGGGAGUCUUUCGACUCAUAUCGUCGUUCCUUCGACAUCUCCGCCCGCUCCCCUGUGUGCUACACCGAUGCACUGCCCUCGCGGACAUCGCUCGACUCGCGCGUUUCUCGAAUGACAUCACCGCCAUCCACACUACACACCGGCCUCUGCCGACAGCCCGAAUCGAUGGAAGAGGAGCAAUUCGAAGACGUGGGUCUUGACGACGAAACCGAGGUCAAGCCCAAGAGGAAGAGCAUUUUCUCUCGGUUCGGCGAUCUCACAAGCGACUCGCACUCAUCCAGCAACACCAAAUCCUCGUCUCUGGGGUUCCACAUCCCUGGCCGCAAACGAGGACAGAGCAACGUGGGCUCGGAGAUGGGCGCUUUCAAGUCCCCGCCGGCGAGUGCCGGAUCCGAAACUAAUGAUGCAUGAUACAAUCGCAGAAUUUCUAAAAUCCAUAUACCAUGACUCGGGGCCGCUGGGAGGAUUGACUUGCCAGUGACCGAGGUUUGCUUUCUCAAUCGCUCCAUUUCGUGGGACUCGUCGACGAGUUUUGCUGUCCGUCAGCCCCGCUUGCUUGUUGGGUCGACGAACGAACGCAUUGCGUGUUUCUCAUGCUGUCGAACUUCACUAUUCUGGCAUCUUAUUGUCCAUUUCAAUAGAUAAUCAUUCAUGUACAUAGUUUUAAGAUUUCUAUUAUAUGACUGUUUCCGUCAAUGCUACGAUUCUCCAG
Molecule: messenger RNA, 1106 nt
Organism: Aspergillus uvarum CBS 121591
Lineage: Eukaryota; Fungi; Ascomycota; Eurotiomycetes; Eurotiales; Aspergillaceae
Exons: 4
Coding region: 80-805 (241 amino acids)
Source: RefSeq, a predicted model, not a curated record